This is a messenger RNA of Drosophila suzukii, 640 nucleotides long. Its product is annotated as C-type lectin 37Db-like. NCBI's taxonomy places the organism in Eukaryota, Metazoa, Arthropoda, Insecta, Diptera, Drosophilidae. The record is from RefSeq and is a predicted model, not a curated record.
UUAUACGCGGUACCAAUUGUUGAACAUAAAAUGUUUAAUCACACAGCCGUACUGUUCUUCGUUUUAUUGGCUGGUAGUCAUUAUGGAUAUCUGGCAGGAUCCGAGAACCUAGAGAUCCAAAAGCCUUGGGACAACUUAUCAACCUAUCUGGAAAACUUACCGAAAAAGAUAGAAUUGCCGCCGCCAAAGUUUAGGCUGAUCGGCUCUAGGUAUUUCUACAUCGAACAACAAAUCGAACAAAAUUGGACCACUGCUGCCAGUACCUGUCGUGAAAUGGGUGGAUAUCUGGCCGCGAUUAAAGACGAAGAGGAGGCGCAGGCCAUCAUCGCGAGACUCACUCCAUUUGUUUUCUACUACGUGGGCAUCAACGAUCACGAAGAAAAGAGAAGCUUUGUGUCCUUAGCUUCUGGCAAGCCAGCCUUUUUAAAGUGGAGUAAGGGUGAACCGGAUUACGUCUUCCAUGACCAGAACUGCGUCUCAAUUUUUAAUUUCAAUGACAAUGACGAAGGCCUGAUGGUGGGCCCUUGCUCCAACAAGCAUACCUUUAUUUGCCAGGCAGAUGUCGAAAUUUAACAAAAUGACAACUUUACUUAAUAUAAUAAAAUGUUUAGUUAAAUAAAAAAUAACCAGAAAUUCUUUU